Molecule: messenger RNA, 1514 nt
Organism: Haliotis rubra (blacklip abalone)
Lineage: Eukaryota; Metazoa; Mollusca; Gastropoda; Lepetellida; Haliotidae
Product: serine/threonine-protein phosphatase 2A activator-like
Biological process (GO): mitotic spindle organization
Cellular component (GO): nucleus; protein phosphatase type 2A complex; cytoplasm
Molecular function (GO): peptidyl-prolyl cis-trans isomerase activity; protein tyrosine phosphatase activator activity
Source: RefSeq, a predicted model, not a curated record
UUGCGGAAUAUGGACUAGUCUGUCGUUUAGGGUACCAGAUGAACAUCAUAGCGCAUGACCACACGGAAAAGGAAGUACCGGUAAACAACAUGGCCGACUCAGUGACAGGCCUUCCGACCCAGGCUUCGGAGCUGGUGUGUCAGGGGGUUCUAGAUGUCACCACACACACAUUCACACAACCAGAGAAGGCCAUCAAGGGUGUUGAAGACAUACCUAAGUGGGAGAAGUCACAGGCCUACGGUGACCUGACAGGCUUUAUCCUGACCCUGAACGAGGCAGUUAAGGGCAAGAAGAUAUCUGACACAUAUCCCGUCUCCGAGGUGGUACAACACUUAAAAAUUGAGGGUGUUGUUGACACACUGUCAGGCUGGGUAGAUGAGAUCCCUGUCGACCAGCAGCAGAGGUUCGGCAAUAAGGCAUUCAGGGACUUCUUCACUCGGCUGCAGCAGAACUCAGCUGGGCUGUUGACUGAAUGUCUCGGGGAGAAGUACACGCCAGCCAUAGAUGAGCUCAGUGUCUACUUACUGGAGAGUGUGGGCAACUCCACCAGAAUAGACUAUGGUACAGGUCAUGAGUUAAAUUUUGUAGCUUUCUUGUGCUGCCUGUAUAAGAUAGGCGUGCUGACAACGGAAGACUAUGUAGCAACUGUUCUCCGGGUGUUUGAGAGGUAUAUGGAGUUUGUACGCAAGUUACAGAAGACCUAUCGCAUGGAGCCAGCAGGGAGCCAUGGUGUGUGGAGCCUGGAUGACUACCAGUUCAUACCAUUUAUAUGGGGAAGUUCCCAGUUGCUAGGUCACCCCAGGAUCCAGCCCAAGUCCUUCCCCAAGCCAGAAAUUAGUGAACACUUUUGUAAAGACUUCAUGUUUCUAGGAUGUAUCAAGUACAUCAAUGAGGUAAAGACGGGACCAUUUCCUGAACAUUCAAACCAGCUGUGGAACAUCAGUGGUGUAGGCAAGUGGGACAAAGUCAACUCGGGACUAGUAAAGAUGUACAAGGCAGAGGUGCUGGCAAAGUUUCCUGUAAUUCAACACUUCAUGUUCGGGAGCUUGUUAACGCUUCAACCUGUGAAAUGAUGUCAUAUCCAGCUGUCAUGAAAUAUAAUGGUUUCCAUGGAGACAUGAGACUCUUACAAGCAAUGAGUGUGGAUGACACACUAUAUAUCACGGAUAUAUCAAUAUCAUCCCUGUGAUCAGGACAACUGACAUGGUUGAGAGAGAAAUGGUUCAUGAUCAGUAAGAGUUACCUCCCUUCAACUGUGACAAGAUCAGUGCAAACCCGCUCUAUAUGAGGUAAAAUGGACCAGAAAACAGCAAAUUUUCUUGCUAUAAUUCUAUAAAUGAUCAGGAAUAACCACAUACUGUCUGAUUUAAUAUUUGAAUGAAAUUAUAUUUUAGAUGAACAUUUCAUCAUGUUUUGAAAUGGAUUUGAUAUAUAUAUGAUGAGGGGUUGUCUCAUUAAAAUGUUUUAGUAUGAAUAUAAAUGUCUCUGAGUUAAACCUGAUGCCUGUAUUGAUA